Pelobates fuscus (common spadefoot toad) is the source of this 1910-nucleotide messenger RNA. It is a transcript of the gene TAGLN, whose product is annotated as transgelin. Lineage: Eukaryota; Metazoa; Chordata; Amphibia; Anura; Pelobatidae. Gene Ontology annotation, molecular function: actin filament binding. The record is from RefSeq and is a predicted model, not a curated record. Gene Ontology annotation, cellular component: actin cytoskeleton. The coding region runs from base 226 to 834 and encodes 202 amino acids. Gene Ontology annotation, biological process: actin filament organization. The transcript is spliced from 5 exons.
CCCCAAAUCUUAGUUUGGUCAGACCUUCCCCUAAUAUGGUGCUGGGAAGAUCAUACUGUGCAGGGAAGGAGGGGGCAGUGGGCUGAGACUACCCCACAUUACAAGCAGAUACAGGACAGGAUUUUUAUCUCCCCAUCCCUGCUCUUCUCUCAGUCAGUAUUCAGCAUCCAGGGGACAGAGAGCAUCUUCCAGGAGCAAACUGUGAGUUGGAGGUUCCCAACAGCCAUGGCCAACAAAGGUCCAUCUUACGGCAUGAGCCGCGAUAUACAAUCUCGUCUUGAGAAGAAGUAUGAUGAUGAACUUGAAGUGCGAUUGGUGCAGUGGAUCAAGAUUCAGUGUGGGAGUGAUGUUGGGUCGCCUGAUGAGCAAGGAAGACUUGGUUUUCAGCAGUGGCUAAAAAAUGGAGUGAUCCUCUCAAAGCUGAUCAACAGCCUGUAUCCCAAGGGAUCCCAACCAGUCAAGAUUCCUGAUCCUCCCCCAAGCAUGGUCUUCAAGCAAAUGGAGCAGGUGGCACAGUUUCUGAAGGCAGCAGAGGAAUAUGGCGUGGUGAAAACAGACAUCUUCCAAACUGUAGACCUAUACGAAGGAAAGGACAUUGCGGCCGUGCAGAGGACGAUUGUGGCUCUUGGCAGCAUUGCUGUUACCAAGAAUGAUGGACAAUACCAAGGAGACCCCUCGUGGUUCAUGAAGAAAGCGCAAGAACACAAACGGGAUUUCUCUGAUGAUAAACUGAAACAGGGAAAGCAUGUCAUUGGUUUGCAGAUGGGCAGCAAUCAGGGUGCCACCCAGGCUGGCAUGACGGGUUACGGACGUCCCAGACAGAUUAUCGGCUAAAUUUGAAACACGCGUAAGAGACCUUUUAACCUCUUUACUGCUGGAAGUACAUUGUUGCCCAGUGGUUUCAGCAGUGAAGGGGUUACACAAUGCAAUCAGAAAAACUACUUACCCCAGUGCACCCGCUAUUAUGCCAAAGUGGGGAAGGGGGGGAAAAAAAAUACUUUAAUCUAUCUUGAAAUAGGCAUCUGAAUUUAUUUUUUUCAAAAAGGGCUAAUUAUAAUUCCCUCUGUAACAAUAGAAGUUUAUUGUGACCGUCCUCACACAUCAUUAGUCCUAAGGAGGAAUUAAUAAUAUUAAUUAAUUCAGCUAGCGGCAGACAGGAUUAAUAUUGGAUUUGUAAUCAUUAAACUGCCUGUGCAUGGCUGCUAACUGCCACAUUCCUGUUGUAGAAUGGGUAAACGGCGUCACGCAAGCCUUGAAUUCCUGCCUCAGGAUAGGAGGCAAGGUAGAUAGUCUGUAUAAUCGAAACAAGCAACGCUUUCCCAUAUAUAGUCAGUCUGUAUUCAUCCUCUCUCCACUGCUGAAGCAACUUUAUAAGAAUUUCUCAAACUCCUCACAAUCAGACACUACCCUUUAUUCUCCCUACAGCAAUAAGCAAGAAAUCAUCUAGCUUUUGUAGACUACUAUCCAUAUCAUCCUCAGACAGCAACUUGCUAGAACUAGCACCACUGCUAAUGCGCCACGUUAAGGGUGACACAGAUGUCAGGACAGACUUGAAAAUUUAGACAAAGAAUGAGAGUUGGGGAAAAAAAACAGUAGUUUCCAUUUCAGUUGAAAUGAAGGGUUUCCACCCCCCAAUCCGAAUAUUUUGUCCUAAAUUUUUGUAAGUCGGUUCAGCUUGCCAUUUAGAGAAUAGACCCCUUUUCAGUGUUCCAGAAGUCCUGUACAUCAUUCCAUCUCUCUACACUUCCCUGCACCGCAUAUAUGCCUGACACUAAAAUCAUUCUUCCUUUACUGAAGUCUUAAAUCAAACAGGAUGUUUGCCUAGAACGUCGUUUUAAAAUGGAGAAAGAAACCAAUGUUUUGUACUAUUUUUUUUUUUGUUGGAUAAAAUAAACAUGUUUAAAUCAUUA